Messenger RNA from Nycticebus coucang (slow loris), 5644 nucleotides. RefSeq names its product insulin receptor related receptor (gene INSRR). Lineage: Eukaryota; Metazoa; Chordata; Mammalia; Primates; Lorisidae. Gene Ontology annotation, cellular component: insulin receptor complex; axon; membrane. Gene Ontology annotation, molecular function: insulin receptor substrate binding; ATP binding; phosphatidylinositol 3-kinase binding. The transcript has 23 exons. Gene Ontology annotation, biological process: positive regulation of kinase activity; positive regulation of MAPK cascade; protein autophosphorylation. The record is from RefSeq and is a predicted model, not a curated record. The coding region runs from base 915 to 4820 and encodes 1301 amino acids.
ACGGACAGAGAAAGGGAAGAGGGUCGCCUAAACCCGACCACAGAAGGUCUGGAGAGCCAAGACUGCGCCUUCUGGGAGCCGCCGCUGAGGAGCGCUAGAAGUCAGCCGGUGCGAGCUCGGGCUCUGCCCGCAGGUAUCAAGGCCCUGGAAGGCAGAAACAUCGCUCCUCGGGGGACGGGCGCCGCCCCCACUCCCCCCACUCCACCCCACCCCGGUUCCCUAGAAGCCUGCGGGGAACGAGGGAGAACGCACUGCAGUCGCUGGGGGCUCGCGGGCGCUCAGGUCUUGGCCUGCCUUUCCCCCGCCCCAUAUUUUGGCCUUAUUUCCCCAACAGACCGGCCCCCCUCAGUUGUCAGGCUAAAUAUUUUGGCUUGGCCAGAGGGGCGGAGAGAACCGAGGUCCCUGCAAGCUAAUCCGUCUGAGUGGGGGCAGGGAGCGGGAGCUGGGCGCGGCCGCUGGCCCGAGGCACCCAGGCGAGCGAGGCCAGCGGGCGCUCUGAGGGUUAGGAGAGACGCUCUCCUAUGAAGCCCCUUGCACCGGACCCCUGCUUCUCUCUCGAGAGCCCUCCCUGGCCUCUGCUCUGAUUGGCCGGCCUCUUGGCUCACCUUUUGCUCUAACCUGGUGUCACUUUCUCCCUCUGGAGACUUCUCUGAGGCUCUCUCUGUCACUGUCUGCAUCUCUGUCCACAUCUGUCUGUCUCUGGAUUCACAGAGUCUGUCUCAGCCUGCCUAUCAUUGUCUUCGUGUCUCUGUUUCACUUCCUUUUUCUGUCUCCUGCUGUCUCUGUGUGGGAUUCCUUGUCUCUCUGCCCCUCCUCCCCUUCCUCUCUGAAGUCUGUCCCUUAGGGCCUUCCAGACCCUUUUUCAUCCCUGGAGCUACUUGGAAGACAAAACUGGAUCUGCCAAGGCUGAGACAAUGACAGUGCCCAGACUGUGGCCCCUGGGAGCACACCUGCUCACGAUCUUCCUCUCCUGGGGACCUGGUCUCAACACACUAGAAGUGUGCCCCAGCCUGGACAUCCGCUCGGAGGUGGCAGAACUGCGACGGCUGGAGAACUGCAGCGUGGUGGAGGGCCACCUGCAGAUCCUGCUCAUGUUCACGGCCACGGGGGAGGAUUUCCGUGGCCUCAGUUUCCCACGCCUCACCCAGAUCACUGACUACCUGCUGCUCUUCCGUGUCUAUGGCCUGGAGAGCCUUCGAGACCUCUUCCCCAAUCUAGCAGUCAUCCGAGGCACCCGCCUCUUCUUGGGCUAUGCACUGGUCAUCUUUGAGAUGCCGCACCUACGUGACGUGGGGCUGCCAGCACUGGGGGCUGUGCUGCGUGGUGCUGUGCGCGUGGAGAAAAACCAGGAGCUCUGCCACCUCUCCACCAUUGACUGGGGCCUGCUGCAGCCGGCACCUGGUGCCAACCACAUCGUGGGCAACAAGCUGGGUGAGGAGUGUGCCGACGUGUGCCCUGGUGUGCUGGGUGCCGCUGGUGAGCCAUGUGCCAGGACUACCUUCAGCGGGCACACUGACUACAGGUGCUGGACCUCAAGCCACUGCCAGAGAGUGUGCCCCUGCCCCAAAGGCGUGGCCUGCACAGUGGGGGGCCAGUGCUGCCAUGCUGAAUGCCUGGGAGGCUGCAGCCGACCAGAAGACCCUCGUACCUGUGUAGCCUGCCGCCACCUCUACUUUCAGGGUGCUUGUCACCAGGCCUGCCCUCCAGGCACCUACCAGCAAGAGUCCUGGCGCUGUGUUUCAGCAGAACACUGUGCCAGCCUGCGCUCUGUGCCUGGCCGUGCCUCCACCUUUGGCAUUCAUCAGGGCAGCUGCCUGGCCCAGUGUCCUCCAGGCUUCACUCGUAAUGGCAGCAGCAUAUUCUGCCACAAGUGCGAGGGGCGAUGCCCCAAGGAGUGCAAGACAGGCACCAAGACUGUUGACUCUGUCCAGGCGGCACAGGAUCUGGCUGGCUGCACCCACGUGGAAGGAAGCCUCAUCCUCAACCUCCGCCAGGGCUACAACCUGGAGCCUGAACUGCAGCACAGCCUGGGGCUGGUAGAGACCAUCACUGGGUUCCUCAAAAUCAAGCAUUCCUUUGCCCUGGUGUCCCUGGGCUUUUUCAAGAACCUCAAACUGAUCCGGGGGGACUCCAUGGUAGAUGGGAAUUACACGUUGUACGUGCUAGACAACCAGAACCUACAGCAGUUAGGGUCCUGGGUGGCUGCAGGACUCACCAUUCCCAUGGGCAAGAUCUACUUCGCCUUCAACCCCCGCCUCUGCUUGGAGCACAUCUACCAACUGGAAGAGGUGACAGGCACGCGAGGUCGGCAAAACAAGGCUGAGAUCAACCCCCGUACCAACGGAGACCGCGCCUCCUGCCAGACUCGAACGCUGCGCUUCAUGUCCAACGUGACAGAGGCCGAUCGCAUCCUGCUCCGUUGGGAGCGCUACGAGCCGCUGGAGGCCCGUGACCUGCUCAGCUUCAUCGUGUACUACAAGGAGUCCCCAUUCCAGAAUGCUACUGAGCAUGUGGGUCCAGAUGCCUGUGGAGCCCAGAGCUGGAACCUGCUGGAUGUGGAGCUACCCCUAAGCCGCACUCAGGAGCCAGGGGUGACCCUAGCCCCCCUCAAGCCCUGGACACAGUAUGCAGUGUUUGUACGGGCCAUCACUCUGACCACUGCUGAGGACAGCCCCCAUCAAGGAGCCCAGAGUCGCAUUGUCUACCUCCGAACCCUUCCUGCAGCGCCCACUGUGCCCCAAGACGUCAUCUCCACGUCCAACUCUUCCUCCCACCUCCUGGUGCGCUGGAAACCACCGACACAUCGCAACGGAAACACUACCUACUACCUGGUGCUGUGGCAGCGGCUGGCGGAGGACAGCGACCUCUACCUCAACGACUACUGCCACCGCGGCUUGCGUCUGCCCACCAGCAGCAAUGACCCCCGCUUCGACCGCGAAGACGGGGAUGCUGAAGCCGAGAUGGAGUCUGGUUGCUGCCCUUGCCAACACCCGACUCCGGGUCAGGUCCUGCCCCCGCUGGAGGCGCAAGAGGCCUCGUUUCAGAAGAAGUUUGAAAACUUCCUGCAUAAUGCCAUCACCAUACCCAAGUCCCCUUGGAAAGUGACGUCCGUCAACAAGAGCCUCCAGAGGGACACAGAGCGGCACCGCCGGGCCACCGAGUCCCUCCGGCUGGGGGGCAACAGCUCGGACUUCGAGAUCCAGGAGGACAAGGUGCCCCGGGAGCGAGCGGUGCUGGGCGGCCUGCGCCACUUCACGGAGUACCGAAUCGACAUUCACGCCUGCAACCACGCGGCGCACACCGUGGGCUGCAGCGCGGCCACCUUCGUCUUUGCGCGCACCAUGCCCCACAGAGAGGCCGAUGAUAUUCCAGGAAAAGUGGCCUGGGAGGCAGCAAGCAAGAGCAGUGUUCUCCUGCGCUGGCUGGAGCCACCAGACCCUAACGGACUCAUCCUGAAGUAUGAAAUCAAGUACCGCCGCUUGGGAGAGGAAGCCACAGUGCAGUGUGUGUCCCGUCUUCGAUAUGCCAAGUUUGGGGGGGUCCAUCUGGCCCUGCUGCCACCCGGAAACUAUUCUGCCAGGGUUCGCGCAACCUCACUGGCUGGCAAUGGCUCCUGGACAGACAGUGUUGCCUUCUACAUCCCUGGCCCAGAGGAAGAGGAUACUGGAGGGCUGCAGGUCCUUGUCACUGUCACCCCUGUGGGCCUGAUGCUGCUCAUUAUUCUUGCUGCCCUUGGUUUCUUCUACAACAAGAAGAGAAACAGUACCCUGUAUGCCUCUGUGAAUCCAGAGUACUUCCGCACCUCUCAUAUGUACAUCCCUGAUGAGUGGGAGGUGCCCCGAGAGCAGAUCUCCAUCAUCCGAGAACUGGGCCAGGGCUCUUUUGGGAUGGUAUAUGAAGGGCUGGCACAAGGACUUGAGGCUGGAGAGGAAUUCACACCUGUGGCCCUGAAGACAGUGAAUGAACUGGCCAGUCCACAAGAACGUAUUGAGUUCCUCAAGGAAGCUUCUGUCAUGAAGGCAUUCAAGUGUCACCAUGUGGUGCGUCUCCUGGGCGUGGUGUCCCAGGGCCAGCCAACUCUAGUCAUCAUGGAGUUAAUGACCCGUGGAGACCUCAAGAGCCAUCUUCGAUCUUUGCGGCCUGAAGCAGAGAAUAACCCUGGGCUCCCACAGCCAGCACUGAGGGAUAUGAUCCAGAUGGCUGGUGAGAUUGCAGAUGGCAUGGCCUACCUCGCUGCCAGCAAGUUUGUGCAUCGAGACCUGGCAGCCCGCAACUGCAUGGUGUCCCAGGACUUCACUGUCAAGAUUGGGGACUUCGGGAUGACCCGAGAUGUGUAUGAGACAGACUAUUACCGCAAGGGUGGAAAGGGGCUGCUGCCUGUGCGCUGGAUGGCCCCCGAGUCCCUCAAAGAUGGGAUCUUCACCACUCACUCAGAUGUCUGGUCUUUCGGUGUGGUACUCUGGGAGAUCGUGACCUUGGCUGAACAGCCCUACCAAGGCCUAUCCAAUGAGCAGGUGCUCAAAUUUGUCAUGGACGGUGGCAUUCUGGAGAAGCUGGAGGACUGUCCCCUUCAGCUGCAGGAGCUGAUGAAACGCUGCUGGCAGCAGAACCCACGCCUGCGCCCAACUUUCACCCACAUCCUGGACAGCAUACGGGAGGAGCUGCAGCCCUCCUUCCGCCUCCUUUCCUUCUAUUACAGCCCAGAGUGCAUAGGAGGCCAGGGCUCCCUGACACCCCCUGGUACAGAGCCUGACUCCUCACCAACCCCAACAGGGGUUUCCUCAGACUGCACCCUUCAAAAUGGGGGUCCUGGCCACUGAGGGGCACUCCAUUCCCAGCUGACUGGCCUCCCAUGGGCAGAGAGCAAGGGGCCCAACAUUUCUGACAGAUGUCUGGAUGUCUCCCCAGCUCCCACUCAGAUGGGCAGGGGCUGAGGGUGGGGCAGAGAUCAGGAGCAGAAAAGGCCAUUGGAGCAGUCUCACUGUAGGAAAGAGUUUCUCAGCAGUCUGAGUUCUCCAUGGGAAAGCAAGCAGGGUCACAGCAGGAGUGGAGAUCAAGCUAUAGACAAACAUCCUGCACUGAGAGUGAGGGGCCUGCUCAGAGUAGGAAGAGAGGACUUGGUCUGGAGGACCCCACUCUCAGCUUUAGGUCUCUCAUGGACAUCUGGGGCCAUCAAUACCUUGAAACCAGAUGAGCAAUCAGAACCAGGCCUGGAGCCCUCUCUGUCCAUGUUUGGGAUGCUUAGGUGGGUGUCCAUGACUGUUCUUCCCUUCACCUCCUCCCUCUGCCUCAGACCAGUUGUGUGGGUGAACUCAGAGCCCUGGGCAAGUGGUUCCCAGCUUCACCUCCCCUCACCUCUUCCUCUCCUCUUGCCCCACCCAGGGACCCCCACCCCAAGCUUGGUGCAUCUCCUUCCUUUUCCCCAGAGGCAUCCCUUGGUGCACAUUCACCUUCUUUUCAGUCCCACCCCUCAAUUAUUAGCCUUGGAUUAUUGCGGCUUUAUGAGCCUUGUCUUGCUCCCUCCCCUUACCGACCCCUCUCCCCUGCCCAUGGGAAGACUGGAGAAGGCACAAUAAAUGCUGAGGUCUGGUCCCAGGCAGCCCAUUAUCUGUCCUUCUAUAUGGUGCUAACACUGGAUGAACUU